Messenger RNA from Telopea speciosissima, 1401 nucleotides. RefSeq names its product probable magnesium transporter NIPA6. The record is from RefSeq and is a predicted model, not a curated record. NCBI's taxonomy places the organism in Eukaryota, Viridiplantae, Streptophyta, Magnoliopsida, Proteales, Proteaceae. Gene Ontology annotation, molecular function: magnesium ion transmembrane transporter activity. The transcript has 9 exons. Bases 204 to 1220 code for a protein of 338 amino acids. Gene Ontology annotation, biological process: magnesium ion transport. Gene Ontology annotation, cellular component: membrane.
GGUUUUCGUCGACAUGAUCUGAGAUCUCUCUCUCUCUUGGAAAGAGAAAACCGUCAAGUUGCAGAGGACCUUCGGGCAAGUGCUGGAAUUCGAAUUUUGCUGGCGCGAAACCCAAAUGCUCCUUUUGUAAUUUGCGGGGCAUUUCAAUUUCGGAGACGGGGAGGAGAAAGCAAUUCGUGUCGAAGCACGCAGAGGGAGCAGAGAUGACGAUUUCGGACAAUACGAGAGGACUCGUUCUCGCGGUCCUCUCGAGCUCUUUUAUUGGUGCGAGCUUCAUAUUGAAGAAGAAAGGUCUCAAGCGUGCUGGUGCUUCUGGUACUCGCGCAGGAAUUGGAGGAUAUACUUACUUGUUAGAGCCACUUUGGUGGGCGGGCAUGGUGACAAUGAUUAUUGGAGAGGCUGCAAACUCAGUGGCUUAUGUUUUUGCUCCGGCUGUUCUAGUGACCCCAUUAGGUGCAUUGAGCAUAAUUAUCAGUGCGGUUCUGGCACAUUUCAUGCUGAAGGAGCGACUGCAGAAACUAGGUGUCUUGGGAUGUGUGUCAUGUAUUGUUGGUUCAGUGGUGAUUGUAAUCCAUGCACCCCAGGAGCGUACUCCAAAUUCUGUGCAAGAAAUCUGGACUCUGGCAACUCAACCUGCUUUUCUAUUGUAUUCGGUAGCUACAGUUUCAGUAGUAUUAGUUCUGGUGCUGCACUUUGAACCUCGUUAUGGGCAAACAAACAUAUUGAUCUACUUGGGAAUAUGUUCUCUAAUGGGUUCACUGACGGUUGUAAGCAUAAAAGCCAUUGGAAUUGCAAUAAAACUUACACUAGAGGGGAUGAGUCAGAUUGCAUAUCCUCAAACGUGGUUCUUUGUUGCAGUUGCAGUCAUAUGUGUCAUCACACAAUUAAAUUACCUUAACAAGGCAUUGGAUACUUUUAAUACAGCAGUUGUUUCUCCAAUUUAUUAUGUAAUGUUCACAACACUUACAAUCAUUGCAAGUGCAAUAAUGUUUAAGGAUUGGUCGUGUCAGGAUGCGAGUAGUAUAGCUUCUGAACUAUGUGGAUUUAUUACUGUGCUUUCUGGGACGAUCAUAUUGCAUUCAACUAGAGAACAAGAGGCAACUCCUGCAACAGGUACCCAUCUGGGUGGAAAUAUUUCAUGGUAUGUUCGCGGGGAUUCAACAAAGAGUAUAGAAAAUGACCAUUUCAUUGCCCUUCAGAGUUCAGACUACUAUGAUUAGUGCAGUUCUUGAACUUUUGGUUUGUGAAAUCAUGAUUCAUGGUGGAGUAAGCUGAUGCUUCUCGUUACUCAAGACAAGAUGAAUCCAUUUUGCGGAGAAGCACACCUGUUUGGAAGAGAGUUGGUUUAGAAUGAUCUCUGGCUUGCAUUCAUCUGACAUACUGUUGUGAGACCAAAACAAA